Messenger RNA from Prorocentrum cordatum, 1136 nucleotides. The record is from the annotation of a GenBank genome assembly. Lineage: Eukaryota; Dinophyceae; Prorocentrales; Prorocentraceae.
GCACCAGAACAUCCAGCAGACACGAAGAACAUCAGGGCACCCUCCCCGAACCGACCUCGGUCUUACACCUCGGUCCGACCCUAUGAGCAACACGAGCCCCUGAAUGGCGAAAUCGAAAUUCUACGCCUGGCCUACACCAGCGGCGCGCUGGGGGGGGGACAGGCAGAGAGGCCCAUCUUCUCAUAGGGGCGGCUGAGCUUAUCGGAAACCCUCCCGAGAAGCACGCCAGGCCUCUCCCGAAGCCGCACACGCCUUCUAGGAAGGCGCGAAAGAUCAUGAAAACCCCCGCCGCCUGCUGAGAAGGCCGGUCCACUCUGCCUCCCUCCCUGGGUGUGUCGCCGACCUACGGUGUGAGACGAGCACGUGCCACUUGCCUUCGCAAGCUGACACUCCGUGCCAACUUCGUUUGGUGCAUGGCUGCUGGCCCCUGAUCAGGACCACCGCAUGCCUGAAAAAACGGCUUGUGCAAUUAGGUCUCGCACAUACAUGUAAUUAAUGGAACCACGGUCCCCCGCAAAUUGGACAAUGUCUAACACAAUGGCAAAAAGAAGCACAGGCUGCACAGUUGGCAGUGAUCAUUGAGGGCGAGGCCCCUGUCUGGGUCGGUGUGGGGCCAUGCUCCGCUGGCCCCCCCAAAAAACUGAUGGCAACGGCGCAGAACAAAAAGCAAAUGCCACAAUCCUUCAAAAACCAAUGGCCUGCUGCGCGCCCCCACUGCACACGCAAAGUUCGUCGGACAAGAGGAGCCGCACUUCGCCAGCCCGCGCGCUCCCCUCGCAGGAGGCCGCCAGCGGCCCAUCACAGACGAGUGUGGACGCAGAGCGCGAGGGGUGCCGCGGCUCCGCCAGGGGCCGCACGCCCGGGAGGCCUGGCGCAGGUCGGCGACGCGACCGAGCCACCACAGCCAGCAUCCCCCCAGGAGGAGGAGGAGGAGGAGGAGGAGGAGGAGGAGGAGAGGGGGGGGCGGCGACGAGGAUUGGGGCCGACGGGGGGACCUCGGUGCGCCAGGCCCGGGAGGCGGCCGCGGGUGCCUCGGGGCGCGCGCGCUGGAAGGCACCGAGCGCGCGCCCAGGACUCUUCGCGUGGCGUCGCGGGCCCGUCGAGCAAGGGAAGGCGUGUACGUAAAUCAAGGGGCC